Messenger RNA from Glarea lozoyensis ATCC 20868, 1293 nucleotides. Its product is annotated as PEBP-like protein. The transcript is spliced from 2 exons. The record is from RefSeq and is a predicted model, not a curated record. The coding region runs from base 1 to 1293 and encodes 430 amino acids. Lineage: Eukaryota; Fungi; Ascomycota; Leotiomycetes; Helotiales; Helotiaceae.
AUGUCGACAUGUCAAAAGGCCGCAAGGCCACUGACGCGAUGUAUACGCGAAUCACAAUCGGCAUCUCUAUCUGCGCGCACGAUUCGAAACUUUACGAGCUCGACGAGGCAAAAUGAGGAAGCUGCAGCAGCUGUUGAAACGAAGCCACCGCGAGUCUGGGAUCCAACGACCGUCACAUCUAGGAAAGGAGAGAAGGCUCUCAUGAAAGAUGGAGUAAUGCCAAUUGGAUCUCGUCGUCGUCGAGCUGCAAUCUCGACUUCUGAUAAUCUUCCAUUCGAGCAAUUGCCAUACCAGUGCUUCCAGGAAGCUCUAAGGGUGCUGCGAGCCGACAGAAAGGAGAAGCUUGAAUUGAUCAAGACAGAAAGACUACGAAUAUCGAACUUGGAAGCUCAGGAUGUUACGAAUAUCAAGGGUGGACAGAAGCAUAAGGAUACGAGGUUAGAGAGUAUGAGGAGGCAUUUGGAAUACUUGAAGAUUCAAGCCGAUAUAAACGAUCCACUGAUCAAGAAGCGUUUUGAAGAUGGAGAGGGCGAUAUGAACAAGCCAAUCUACCGCUACUUAGCAGACAAGCAAUGGCGCAAAUAUCAACACAAACUCAUCACCCAGCGGAUUCAUCAACUAUCCAUCGUACCCGAUCUCUUGCCUCAUUUCGAACCUACAGCAGAUGUGCGCCUUGCCUUCCGCACUCGCCAAGUUUCCCCCGGCGAAUUUGUCGACUCUCGCAUCAGCGAAUACCCUCUUCGCCUGAAAGUUCAAGUCUUCGACAAGGGCACCCGCCUCGUCUCAAUCGUCGUAAUAGACUCGGACGUCCCCCAACUCGAGACCGACAAGUUCGAAUCGCGCUGCCACUUCCUCGCCACAAACGUCCCUCUCUCUCCAACUAUAAAUUCCAUCCCUCUCUCUCAACUCUCAGACUCCAACGUCGUCAUUCCUUGGCUCGCGCCUUUUGCCCAGAAAGGUUCGCCAUACCACCGCUACUCCGUAUUCGUCCUCGAGCAAGGCUCUGAGCUCAAUGCGGAGGCCCUGAAAGCUAUUCCGCGCGAUGGCUUCAAGCUACGUAGUUUCAAGGACAAAUAUAAGGUUACUCCUAUCGGUAUGAGUUUGUUCAGAAGUGAGUGGGACGAGGGAACUGCUGGUGUGAUGCAGAGAUCGGGCGUGGAUGGCGCGGAUAUUGAGUUUAAGAGAAAGAAGGUUGUUGCGUUGAAGCCAAAGCAGAAGCCUAGAGGAUGGGAGGCUAAACAUGCCAGUACGAAGUAUAGGGCUCUUUGGAGGAGGAAAGACAAGAGCGCGUAG